Drosophila pseudoobscura is the source of this 2142-nucleotide messenger RNA. Its product is annotated as damage-control phosphatase ARMT1. Gene Ontology annotation, biological process: DNA damage response. The coding region runs from base 83 to 1594 and encodes 503 amino acids. NCBI's taxonomy places the organism in Eukaryota, Metazoa, Arthropoda, Insecta, Diptera, Drosophilidae. Gene Ontology annotation, molecular function: phosphatase activity. The record is from RefSeq and is a predicted model, not a curated record. Gene Ontology annotation, cellular component: nucleus. The transcript has a single exon.
AGAAUGUAUUUUUUAAUCAAAAACAAGCAAAAAAUUCUGAAAAAAAAACAAAUUCACAGUGUGAUUCUCCCAGAUUGCCAGGAUGGUGUUGAGGAUAUCCUUGGGUAGACACUCGAGGCUGUCGGAGAAGACAACCGACUCGGAGUUCACGGAGGGGCCGACGCCGCGGCACUCGCUGCUGUCGGGACGGUUCAAGCAGAGCUUCGCCUUUCUGUCGCUGCAGGAGCGAAUGCCCGGGAUCAUGCAGCAGAUCAUCGAGCUGCUGCUCGAGUGCCGGCCGGAGCUGGUGGAGCGGUUCGGCGAGCAGGGGCGGGACGAGAUCCAGCACGUCAUCGAGUGCAUUGAGCGGCUGAAGAGGGAGCUGCAGCGCGAUCGCCAGUUCCUGCUGUUCCACGGCAACGAGCCGGACAAGGACGCCUGGAACGCGUUCAUCCUGGAGCUGCCGCGCCACAAGCGGACGUACUUCCGGGCCUGCUGGCUGCACGCCGAGUGCUACCUGUACCGGCGCAUCUACUCGUUCCUGGAGAACACCCAGCACCUGGGCGGCUUCGACUACUUCGCGCACCUGAAGCAGGACGAUCUGCAGAUCAGCGAGCGGGCCAUGUGCGCCCUGGCCGCGGCCACCAGGAACCUGCCCAAGAACUACGAGUCGUUCAGCAACCUGAUGCGCAUCAACAUGUGGAGCAACCGGUACGAGAUCCAGCUGAACGCCUACAUCUUCCAGGAGGACGAGCUGCACUCCGACAUCGACGUGCUGGCCAAGGUGGCGGACCUCGACAGGAACCUGCUCGUGGACGACUCGAUCUUCGUGUGGAACAGCCUGAUGCGGGCCAAGUUGAAGGGCCAGCGCGAGGUCAUCGUGGACUUCAUCUGCGACAACGGGGGCUUCGAGUUCUUCACGGACAUGCUGCUGCUCGAGUUCCUCGUCGACAACGGCAUGGCCACCCAGGUGCGGCUGCACGUCAAGGCCAUACCCUGGUACAUCUCGGACGUGCUCAGCUCGGACAUUCUGUGGACCGUCAACUACCUGAUCGACCACCCCGACGCGCUGCUCUCCGCGCUGGGCCUCAAGUGGGCGCGCCUCAUGAACGCCGGCAAGAUCUCCAUCGCCCCCACGUCCCACUUCUGGACGGGGCCGCAGCCCUACUUCGUGAUGAUCGACUCCGAUCUGGAGCUCUACAAGAUGCUGUCCGGCGGCUACCUGGCCAUCUUCAAGGGCGACCUCAACUACCGCCGGCUCAUGGGCGACUACAUCUGGGACCCCAACGAGGAGUUCAUCACGUGCCUGCGCGGCUUCCGGCCCUGCAACAUUUGCGCCAUGCGGACGGUCAAGUGCGAGGUGGUCUGCGGCCUGCCCGAGGGCAAGGCCGACGACCUGCUGCGCACCGAUCCCCAGUGGAUGACGUCCGGGAACUACGGCGUGAUCCAGUACACGGACAGCCUCAAGUGCAACUGCUACCAGGUGGGCAGACUCUCGGGCCUGUUCCACCUCCCGAUCCACCGCAACUUUAAGGUGCCCGAGCCGGAGCACGAGACCGACGAGAGCCAGCAGCAGCGCCAGAGCCGCAAGAGUCGCCAGAGCCAGAAGACCUAGGACCUGCCUCCCUGCGAGUGACACUUACAGAUGUCUGGCCGAGGGGCCGCCGACUGCCCAAUCAAGCGGCCCACAGCCGAACCCAGCUGGCUGGGAUUGGAAGCUCCUCCACGUCUCAAUUUGCGGCUGCCUAUCACUGCCCGGCGGCGUAGAAAACGCCUGGAUAAAUGGUGGCAAAUUUGUCAGCGAGCGCGCCACGAGUGUAUUCCCCAAAUCAAGCCCCAUCGAGGGGGGAUGGAGGGUCUGCCUGCUUGUUAGCCCGCACGAGAGCCACCUGCCUUUCUAUUAACCAUUUCUGUGGCCACAGCCCGGCCAAUCGGCGGCUGACUAAUGCUGUUGAUUUUAUUGAUGGGCCGCCCAGCCCCCGCGGGGGAGGAAUCCCAAUUUGAAAAUGGAAAGUCCACUGAAGAUUACAGGGUGCGUGAAGCGAGGUCUAAAGGAAAGUUGGGAUCUUCGAUUCGUGCCGACAAUGGGACUCGUUUUUGUGAACCGAAAUCAUUAAAGUGAAAUGUCACUCCUCCCUUGCUGGAAGACUAGUUCUCACAAGA